ACUAUGGGUACCGGUGUGGAAACGUACGUCUCUUCCCUCCGAUUAUCUUUCGUAGACCUGAACGUCAGACAUGCUGGUCGCACUUCCCCUGGGUUCGUUUCUUGCAGCGGUCCUCGUACUCGUUCCCCUGCCUGCCCACAUCAAGGCCCGUAACCUUGCCACCGUGGCAAUCAUUCUAUGGCUCUCUGCGGUGAAUUUAGCUCAGGGAAUCAACACUGUUAUCUGGGCAGACAAUGUCGAGAUCAAAGCCGUAGUUUGGUGCGACGUAGUGACGCGGCUGUUCAUUGGAUCCAAUGUUGCACUCCCCGCUGCAUGCUUUGCGCUAUGCAUGCAUCUCGAACGCAUCGCAUCGGCCAGAGCCGUCCGCAUCACGGAGGCCGAUAAACGAAGGCAGAUUUGGGUGGAUUCGGUGCUGUGCUUCGGGGUCCCUGCCGUCUAUAUAGGCCUAUACUACGUGGUACAGGGUCACAGAUUCGAUCUCGUCGAGACCAUAGGCUGUAGGCCGGAGACCUACGUGUCCAUCCCCGAGUUCUUUCUCAUCCGCUUCCCGCCAAUCUUCUUCUCGCUCGGCGCGUCUGUCUAUGCAGUGUUUGCCUUCGCGCAUUUCUUCCGUCGCAGAGCGACGUUCGCCAAACACCUCCAAGGCAACUCUGCUGCACUCACGCCGUCUCGCUACCUCCGUCUCAUGGCCAUGGCGGUCAUCGAGAUGUUCUGGGGUCUGCUUGUGACGGCUGUGAAUACUUAUUUCUCCUACCGUGACGGUCUGCGCCCGUGGAUCAGUUGGGCCAAUACCCACUCUGACUUCUCCCGCAUCGGUCAAUUCCCGUUGGUCCUUAUACCUGGCCCAGCGCUUACCGAGGCGUACUUCCUUUGGUGGGCGGUACCUGUAUCGGCAUAUCUCUUCUUCGUCUUCUUCGCAUUUGGUCAGGAUACCAUGCAAUCCUACGCCUCAAGCUGGGAAUGGAUCCGAAGCCUUUUCAAGCUACCUCGCUGCAUACGGAUGCGAUCUUAUAUUGGCAAGGCUCAAAUUCUUCACUCCCUUCCCAGAUUCAGAUCUUCACUCUUGUCUCCUAAGGACUCGGCUAUAUUCGUCAAAACCAGCAUAUCUAGCGAAGCAUCCCACACUCGCACUGGUUUCGAUCCUCAGAAGGAUGCACGCAUGUGGAACGCAAGCUCGUCAUGGUCUAGCACGUCAUUCACCUCUCAUAGUCCUCCUUCCACCCCACCUUCAUCAGCCCACUUCUGCUAUCAAGCUCAAGUCCCAUCCACUUCCCCAGCAUACGUUACCCAGUAUCGACAUGUACCCUCGACUCCGCCCCGUGCAUAUACUCCUAUAUAAACGCCGGUCCAGAUCUACGUUUCUUCUGUCAUCGGCACUUCGCGAACUCUAACAUGGGAUGAGCCUCCUGCGUUUUCUGUAUUUGUCGAGCCAUCUGUAGCCAUAUAAUCAAGGAUUCAUCGACCGACAGCGAGCAGUGCUCAGUGUA
Rhodofomes roseus is the source of this 1487-nucleotide messenger RNA. Its product is annotated as putative fungal pheromone GPCR, STE3-type. NCBI's taxonomy places the organism in Eukaryota, Fungi, Basidiomycota, Agaricomycetes, Polyporales, Fomitopsidaceae. The record is from RefSeq and is a predicted model, not a curated record. Bases 71 to 1339 code for a protein of 422 amino acids. Gene Ontology annotation, molecular function: mating-type a-factor pheromone receptor activity. The transcript has 5 exons. Gene Ontology annotation, biological process: G protein-coupled receptor signaling pathway. Gene Ontology annotation, cellular component: membrane.